Messenger RNA from Pelobates cultripes (western spadefoot toad), 43928 nucleotides. The record is from the annotation of a GenBank genome assembly. NCBI's taxonomy places the organism in Eukaryota, Metazoa, Chordata, Amphibia, Anura, Pelobatidae.
AGCAGUCAGACCUGUCACUCUGGGUGUGCAAAGCGAAACCUAGUAACAGAUUCUUUGAGCAUGCGUUCAGUAACAAGUUUCCAUAGCAUUCUGUGCUCUGUGCCUUGCACACCUGCUGCUUCCGUACUCCUUUCCACUACACUACGCUUGAUGUCCAGGAGGAACUAACCAUCCAACAAUCUAUUUGGAUCUGACCAUCUAUAACCAGGAGAGGACAACUGUAAUCAUGGUGAACUACAGGUUUCUGUCCAGCAGUAAGUCCUCCUUUAUUAUUAUUAUUAUUACUGGUGUUUAUAUAGCGCCAGCAUAUUCCGUAGCGCUUUACAAUAUUAUCAAAGGGGGAGAUUUAACACUAAAUGAGACAAUUACAAAAACUUACAGGAACAAUAGGUUGAAAAGGGGACUGCUCAAACGAGCUUACAGUCUAUAAAAAGUCUAUAUAAACUGCUUUCUACCUGGGGAUUAGUAAUAACUCUUUGCAGCUUCAUGUAUGGAGUUGUGUUUACUGUUAGGACUUGGGUGAUCCAAAAUUUAACUUUUAAUCCAUUAAUGAUCAAAUGUUGCACUUUGCCGUCAUCACAUGUUUGUACCCUAAAGACGCAAGGCCAACAAUAAAUGCUCUGUCGAUUUAACAUCUGCAGCUCUGUCCUGCCCUGUCUUUGCAAAUGAUUGUGUCAUUUCAUUUUAGAAUAUAUUUCUUUAAAAAAAAUUGUUAUGGCGACAGUCUUUUUGUUGUUGUAUUUUUAUCUGUAAUACUUGCAUUGAAUACGACUUUAAGUGCACUACUUUUAGUAUUUGGCAAAUUCUUGGGAGGGGUUUUACAAUGACCCUGGCAAUUCUCUACUUUUAAAAAUGAAAGAUAAAAGUGCUAAACAGGCAUUCAAAAGGAGAAAACAAAAUGGGUAAAACUGUCUCCUUAAGGAAUGAAUAUGCAGGUAUGUAUGAUAUAUUUAUAAACACAAUAAUGUACAAAUAUAUUCGAUGAUGAAGCUACACACUUAAGUGCUAGGGCCCCCGAAGGUAAUCAGCACAAAUAGAAAUAGAAGGUAUAAGUGGAGCGCAUAAGUGGAUAAUAAUCACAAACCCAUGGUGCAAAUAAAGUGAACAUAUAAAAAUAAAUACUAAAUGUUGCUCGGAUAGGGUUGCAUGUAGAGUCAUAUAUAAAAAAAAUCAAAAAAGCAAAUAAUAGUGUAGUAUGUAUAGCAAAUGUACAAAUAUUUAAAAGAUAUGUAAUAACAAUUUAUUAUUCCAAAGAAAAAUAAAAAACAAAUAAAAGGAACAACUGUGCAUCUGCUUACAGCAAGCAUGUCCAACUAGCGGUCCGUGGGCCGCAUGCGGCCCACAAUGGACAUCUUGGCUGCCCGGCGAUCUGCGAGUGCAUGCUUAGUGUUAAAGCAGUGUCAGUGAGUGUGUGUGUGUGUGUCAGUGAAUGAGUGUGUGUCUGUCUGUGUGUGUGUGUGUGUGUGUGUGUGUGUGUCGGUCAGUGAGUUAGUGUGUGUGUUGGUCAGUGUUGCAUUGACUGCAACAGGAUAGUGGAGUACCUGGAGGUACAUGGAGGCACGCAAUGCCACGUCACAUUUCAACAUGACAUCGACGUGCUCCACCUUCACCAGGUUUCAAGAAGUAGCAGAAGGAUCCGAUUUGGCAAAGGGUGCAGACGGUGCCAUUUGGGGUAUACCAGAGGCCAGACUCCGGAGCCGCAUACUGGCAGCGGCAAUGUGAAUGGAGUCUGCUUGUUGGCUAAAGUGGGAUACUGGGAUUUAGUAGAGGGUAGGUCUGGGAUUUAGUAGAGGGGGGUGCUGUGGUUUAGUAGAGGUGGAUGCUGGAGGUUUUUUUUUCUGUACUUUUCAAAAUAAACCUACGUUUCUAUGAAAAUGUAAGGUUUAUUUUUUUUUGCGGCCCACAUAAAUCAAACCUUAUUUAUGUGGCCCAUGCUAGACUUUGGCAUGCUUGGCUUACAGGAUGAAAGAAAGUGAGCAUAUGUGUGCCCUCUCUGCUCCUCGGUCAGCAAGCAGCUUAAUUUAAUAAACUCCCAGUGGAAGGUUCGGGGGAUUCAAGCUCCACCCACAGCGUGACGUCAGUGCGUUGUGCGUCUACGCGUUUCAUCUUCCAGCUCUGUCAGGAUGUCGGUGAGUAUCGGACUCAAGCUCUGCUCUGUCUGACAUCAUCACAGGGGGCCCAGUCGCGCUGUUAAAGCACCCAGCGCUGACCGGGCCCCCCUUAAAAUCCAUAUCCCUGACAGCAUGGGCCACCCAAUGGACACCUUCAUGUGCGGCCCCGGUAGGCAGCGAGUACCCAGUAGCAGGGGUCCGCAGGGUGGCCGGGCCCCCUUGACUGACGGGCCCGGUCGCAGUUGCGACCGCAGUAUGUACACCAGUGUAUGUGUAUCAGUGAGGGCGUGUGUAUUGACAGGAAAGGGGGGUGUCGAAUUUAGUUUAGGGGGUGCCUGAGUUUACCCAUGCAUAGGACAGCACAAAACCAAAAUACACCACUUGACAAUGUAAUAGUUAAGUUGUUAUUUUACAUUAGGCAGUGGCUUCUCAAAGCAGCUAUCUCUGUAAACUGAAAAAUCCCUUUCAUUGUUAGCCACUCGGCACACUACCACCUCCUCCUCCUUGUUGCAGCAGUAUAAAUCACAGUGUACAGCUAAAGUGCAAGCUUUGUGUAUGCUGAGAAUUGAGAGUAGCCAGCCCAGACAGAGUGAUUAAAGACAAUGGGUGUAAUGUAUCUCUGAUCUGGAGACAAUGGGUGUAAAGCAGCGUCUUCUGGCUUUGAGGGUGGGGGAGGGGGGAGUGAGGAGUUUAUCCUCUCCUGCCCAUACUGAGCAUACUCAGAUUGAUGGUUCCUACCGCAGUUUUUGCUGCUCUGUCUACUGUAAAUGGAGCUUCUUCCCAUCUCCUGUUUUACAUCCAGCGGUGGGCUUCAGGCAAUAUUAAAUCCUGGCAAGAGUGGGAGGUUCUGGUUGAGAGAGCAUCCAGACACAUAGCCGUAGACAAAGUACAUAGUUAUCUAAAGUAGGAAGUAGUCUAGCAUUAAUACCCUUCCACUUUUAGACAGUCAUUCAUUUCUGUGAAAUGUUGUGCUUAAAAUGAUUUGUCUGACCUGAAUUUGUUAUGAUAAAUAGUAAACCAGCUUAAUCUAAAACUGUGGCCAUAUAUAUAUUAUAUUUUUUUAUGGGGAGUGGGUGGUUGAGGCUCCACACACAUAUACACCCACAUUAUUCAUUCGUGUAAGUUUUAUUACUGUGAAGCCCUGUUAAACUCUCAUAUACAUUACAUCUUAACUUGAGAUGUAUUGCUGUGGAGCUCUGGGUUAUACACUCUUUGCGUACACAAUAAGACCACAGGCAGUGGGUGCCAGGCAGAACUUAGUGAUUCCCUUUAUCGAUCGCCAUACAAAGAAGGUCAUACAACUUCCGAUGUCGUUUCAAAAACAGCAACAAAGACACGUUUCACCAGAGCUCACUGAGGGAGCCUAAGACAAUGCCAUUUAGAUGAUACAUGUUUGACCUGAAGGCCCACAUGAGAUGAAAGCUAUGUGAGCUGCUCUGGAGAAGGGGUACACCAAGCAAGAUCCGCCAGCAGAACAAAAUGGACAGGGCUAUUCACUAACGUGAGAAUUCAAGGUGAAUUCAAAGUGAACUUCAUAAUUAAGGCCACCAUUGCCAAGCUGAGAAUUUUUCAGUUUUGGUUAUUUUUACCUGAAAUUUUAGUAAAUAACCCUGGGAAUAUUACAAAGCCAGGGUUAGAGGGUACCAGAUUGUAAACACCCACUAAAUACAGUGUCCACCAGCUGGAAACAGCAUCCUUAUACACUCCACAGGCAGCCAGAGAGGACAUGCAGUGUGACACAGGAGAAUCGUAUCUGAGACACACUUUCUUUUCUACUCUGCUAAAUAUAAUUCAUUAUUGUAAAGAUGUUUUUUUUUUUGUAUAAACAAUCAAUAGGUGUGUGUUUUGCUUGUGUGUGUGUUUUUGUUUGUGCGUGCUCACCAAACACAAUAAAACAGGAUUACAUCUGAAACACAAUGCCAGUCUGUGCUGAUUUGCAUGUCAAGCAGGGAACUCUGAGAUAGUUGUGAAAACAUGAUUUCUAAAGUUUUUUUUUUCCAAAGUCCAACUUGAGAUAUGCACCUGAUGCACAAUUGUAAUUUAUAUAUGUAUGACCAAAACUGGUAUUGUGUAAAACUAUUUUAGGACUGCAGCAUGUGAUAUCAUUUUCCUUUAAGACUUUAAUGAAUGUUAUCUUUCAUUCACGUGUAGAAAGGCAGGAAGUCAGUACAGGUUUCCAGGUUCGAGAACUUGUUCAAUAAUCUAUACUAAACCUGUCAUUAACGGGGAGAUUUCCACUACAGACUAUUUCACCAGAGUGGUGUCCUCAUUGCAGUAAAUUCAGUUACAUGAUCAUGUAACAAAAUGAAUACAUUUAAUUUGCUAUAAUUUUUUGCAACUUCAAGCUAAACACCAACAUUUGUAAACAUAAGCUACUCCUUAAUAUUUGACAUCAUUACAAUUAACGAUGGACAAGUUUGAUAAUGUAAUCACUUCAACCACAAAACCUCCCAUCUUAUCUAUCUUAUUAAACACUCAUUAUUUCGACUCACCCUUCCCUGUCUCAUGCCACCAACAAGCGUAACUAAAGAAUAAAAGAAGUGCAAAGUUCAUCAAGUAAUAUAAAUAUAUAUAAAGCAUCUCUACUAAAUCGUGCAUACAGAUGGGCUUCCCUUGAGGUCUCUUCUUAACAAACCCUCUGCUCUACAUACAUUCUCCUUUAAUGCAUUCAAACUCUUGCACUGUGUAUUCAAACCUUUACAAAUACACUGUCAGUCUCAAUCCCCCACAGUGGCAUGCCCCCUUCUCUGCCCCUUCACUACGUUUUAAGGUUCCUUCUUUCUAAACAGUUUUAUCUUCUGCAAACCUCUUCUUGCACCUUGAACUCCGUUCUUUCACAAUGCCUUUAUCACAAUUCAAAAGUCCAGUGGUAAUCCUUGUAAAAACAAGCAUCUAAUGUAGAUUAAGCAAAUUUGUGAAAUGGCAAAUAAACUUAUUGCUAAAAUAUAGACUAAUUGCAACAAAAUAGAUGACAGUAAAUUUAUAACCAAUAAGCAAGCGCAAAAACAAUAAUAGACCUAUAAAACAAUCAAUAAAAUAGAAUAUAAAGUGAUAAAGCAGCUAUACACAACCGAAACUCCUCCAAAUCAGAAAUCAGUGUAAGCACUUAGUGGAUACACCUAUAAAAACAAUGAUCAACGGUGCCCUAAAAUAUGCAUCAAAAAUCAAAGAUAAAGUUCUGAUUUAAAAUCACUUAAAUAUAAAGUGUCCGUGGGGUGCUCUGUAAUGAGGGUGGUCUGCUACAGUCCCGAUUCAGUGUCACAAGAUAUCCAUUUUCUCCAGUAACUGAAAAUUUUGCCAAGUACCAUAAAAGUUACAUAGGAAUUCCAUAUAGUAUAACACUGUUAUUUAUUCAGUAUGCCCCCUUCUCUAUUAGGAACCCUAACAUUAACAUAUUGUGCUGCUUGUUUCCAAGGACCAUGAUAAAAUAUAUAUGUGAACAGUAGCUGGGUAGUGUUACCACUCUGUUCCUUCAUAUUGUGGGACCGGUCUUCUGGCAGAAGCCGAAUCAAGAAGCUCUCCGCCUGGAAGAACGCUAAAGCCACAAGCCGUUAUAUUGCCCACACGUGUAUGUAUACUGAGCCGUUUGCACUUCAACGCGUUUCGCCCGCUAUUAUCUGGCCUUUUCAAGAUAGUGGUUAGGUAUCUUUAAAAAGCCCGAUAAUAGCGUUGAAUUGCAAAUGACUACGUAACCAAGCAUGUGUGGGCAGUAUAACGGCUUGUGGCUUUGGCUGUCUUCCGGGCGUUGAGCCUCUUGAUUCUGGCAGAUUUGAAGUCCUAUGCCACUAGCCAGGCCUUAAAAAUUACUUGCCACUUCAAGCCAUAGUAUGAUCUCCUGGGGUGAAUUUCUACGCGCCAGGGAUAACAUUUUCACUUGCCAUUGGGAAUUGUAAACCUGGAAGUCGAGUAAAGUAAAAGUUAUAGUUUACACAGGGCCACUAUGUGAUAGAGAUUUAUCUGUGGUCCACAGAGGGCAGUUAGUGGUCAUUCUAUACAGGACAGGAAGGUGGCUUCCUAUAGCUUUCUUAUACUGUAUGUGAUACACACAUUUCCUAUUUGGACAAGCAAUCCUUGUUACAGAUGCCAGCUUAUAGAUACAUUACUUUUUUGUAUUGAUUUCUGAACAGAACCAGUAUGUUCUUUGUUGUCCGUCCUCCAAAGUUUUCUGUCGUGUACUCAUGAAUGUGUACCUGAAAUAAGAGAUACAAAUAUAUUUCCAAUAAUUCUGAAGAUUACAAUAUUUCUGAAUAAGAUUUUGCUGUACUCUGAGGAGAUUGGAAGGUUAACUUAGGACACUUUCAAUAAAUACUUGCCGGUGUGGUAUGCUUGGACACACUUUCUGUUUGGGCUGGGCAACCUGGUUAGCAACUCAGUUGUGUUUCCAUUAGUCAUGGGGAGCGGGGCCUUUCUUUCCUUGUUACUCCAUUAGUUGUUCCUAUUUUUCUAUAUAUUUUUUCUCCUUCUAAACUGUUACACCCAUAUUAUUUUUAGCUACAUUGUGGGUCUAUGCCUAAUCCACUUUUUUUUACAUUGCUGUUUUUGAGAUUACAGAUUGUCAUCUAAUACUAGUGUGUUUAGAUUUUCCUUUUUCUUCAUGUAUAUACUGUCUUUCAGAUCUGUUAAAAAUUUUAAAUUAAAGGUUCAGCCCUAAUCAAUUUCCUGAGUGGGAUGGACCAAGGUUUGUGCUCUGUGCAAGGGUUAUAGUUACGCUUUAACUUAAAAUAUGUUUCAAGCUAUAAUCCCAGCAUAUUACUUUAAUUGCCAUGAAUCAUUUAUUGCAGCGUUUCCCAAACCAGUCCUGAAGACCCACUAACAGUCCAUGUUUUGUUAGUAUCUCCAUUGGAAUAAAACAGGGAACAUACAUAAAUCCUGGACUUUUGGUGGGCUACGAGGACUGGUUUGGGAACCACUGAUUUAUUGCAUUUAUAAUAAAUGGCCAAAAGAAUGUUCAUACCUCAUAAGUGUAUUUUCAACCAUGCUUGUUACUUACAUGUACACAAACCAAAGCACACGGGCAUUUAAUUUCCCAGCCAAUAAUAAUGUGUAUGUACAAAGUGAAGUACAUACAUAGAGGUUUUGUCAAGAUUGGGGUGGUAGAAUUCACAUGAGCUGUUUGGAAUCCUGACUGCAAAUCCAUUAAACACUUUUAUUGUGAAUGUGGACUUUGAGUGAGGCCUAAUCACCAAUCAUCGGUGUCUGCCAUAUAUUAAUGUAGCUACAUCUAGUGGGGUACCUUCCUAGAAGACUGGAGGCAGUUAUGGCAUUAGAACGGAGGAGGGAUGUUAAUGUCCAUGAUUUUGAAAAGUGGUAAUCAGCAUAAUUUUGGCCUUGUGGUUUAGCUGUUAUUAAAUGAAAAAAAAAUUCUGUGCUAUAUUAGAAUAUUUUUUUUUCUGUCAUUCUUUGUUUUUAAUAGAGAGAUAUUAUCUAAGCACAAGAGUCAUAUUGAGAGUAUUAUUAUUAUUAUUUCCACUUAUAUACAAACCGAUUCGGUAGCGCUUUACAAUAUUAUAAGAGGGGGGAUUUAACUAAAAAUAGGACAAUUACAAAAAACGUACAAGAACGAUAAGUUGAAGAGGAUCCUGCUCAAACGAGCUUACAGUCUAUAGGAGGUGGGGUAUAAACAUAGUGUACACAUGCCUAGUGGAACAUAAGUGAAAAAGGAGAGCAUUUUUGGUUUGGUAGCCAUAUGAAAAUAGACUCCUAAGAGAAUCUGCUACAUAUAUUUUUUUAAGAAAUAAGGAUCAUGCUGGAUAACAUAUGCUAGCUAUCCUGACUGGUCUAGUCAAAGCAUAAAAGUUAAACUGUGAUGCCAAAGGCAAUUAUCUAGCCAUAAGAAACAUUAGUAAGUGAUGCUACAUAGCACACUAGGUAGCAAGAACUACUUAUGUCAUAUAAGUGAGACACAUGGUAAUACAAUGAGCUCUAGACCUGAUGAUUACCAUAAAAAUAUAGGUGCUUGAUAUCAUGCUAGCUGAAAUUGCUUGGAUUGUAUCCUCUGGGAUGUGGUAAAACAUUAUAACACUCUACCACAGUAAUAAAGGAAGAAGCUAAUAGGACAAAAAAUGAAAAUAAGUUGGUUGCCAGAUAGUUGUACAAAGAAUGUUUUAAGCUUUCAUAGAGUAAAAUAUGGACUCUCAGCAUGUUUAGCUGAUUCCCACAAGCGGCAAUGCUGUUUCACGUUCAAGGAAGACUCUGCGCCAGAGCAGGAUGCCCCCCAAUCCCAGGCCUGUGUGAGAGUCGGCAUGGAUGCGCAAAAGACUCGAACACUUCUAGUGGCUAAGUUUAUCCUCAUCUGGGGGAGGACAGAGGGUUUAAAUGGUAGUAGUCGCUGCUUCGGGUAAUCUUCCAUCCGUGUGGGUGAUGCGAAGAGACCAAGCCUCAGGUGGCUCUCGGCCUAUGCAGGCAUGAAGGUGGAGGUUGCGUCUUCUUAAUAUUUUCACCCUGUGGGGGCCUUAUCAUAACUGGCUGCAUGUCUCCCUGGUUCCCCUUCACCAUAAUAGGCUGGUGCAAAUUAUGGAAUCGCAUUGCAAUUCCAGAUUUUGCACCAGAAGCGCCGCAGAACCCCAUCAAGCCAUGACAGGAAGGAAGCAGUGGAGCUGUGACGAGAUCUCCGAGACCUCCGAGUGAAACAUGUGAAGUUGCAGGAAGGGCAUCCGCCAUUGUGGAGUUUCAAUAAGUGGGCCAGUAGUAGGGUAAACCUUCCGGAGAGGUGUCAUAUAACUUGUCCAGGAAUCCUUGACCUGAGAUGCAUGCAGGAUGCAAUGUGGUAGCAAGAUGGCUUGGAUAGACACCAUAUAUUCAGCCAAAUAUGCAGGAGCUCACGCACCAUGUGUCUGGACAGGUUGAAGGUCAGGCUCUGCCACCCUUAGCAUUUCCUUAUUAUAUUUAAAUCUUCUUUAAACUAAAGUGUGUAAGCCUUGUCCUUCAAAUAAAGUUAUUAUGGCACAUAUGUCCCAACAACAUUUUUAAUGAAAACAGAGGGACAAUUUAAUUUGGGUGUGUGUCAGGCUGAUUUCUAAACAUAUUUAUUAUAGUUUAAAGACACAUCACUGUGAGUAAGUUUUUGCUGUGGAGCUCUGUUAUUUACUCAGACACACCAAAAAUAUGGAGCACCUAUAAAAGAGGUAGUGAAGGAUAGUGAAGAGGGACAGAGGGAUUUCAGCCAAAAAUAGGGACUGUCCCUCCUAAAUAGGGAUUAUUGGGAGGUAUAUGGUAGAAAUAAAGGUUGCAUUAGAAUUUCAAAUUAAUUUUCAUAAUAUUCACCAUAAUGAGUUACCCUAUUUAAAUGGACUUCCAGUCUUCUAGGAAGGCACUCCACUAAAUGUAGCUACAUUAAUAUAUGGCAGACACAGAUGAUAGAUGAUUAGGCGUCACUAAUCAACAACAUAAACUGAUUUUUUUAAUUGUCGUUUUAAAAAACAUUAGGAACCAUAUUACCUUCUACCUACCUUCUCUGAAUAUUAUAUGCGUUCCAGCUCCCCACACCCCUCUGUAACCUCAGGUCUACUUCUACCAUUAUAAUUAUAACAUCUACUACAAAACAAUACAAUAAAGAAAGACAUUACAAGAUGUUACAAUAAGGAAAUAAAGAAAAGAAACGCUCCCUAAUGCACUUUAAUGGCAUAAUUAAAUAACCCACCAUAAAAGGUGAUAUUUUUUCACCAUUUGAAACAUUCCAGGAUAUCUGCUUUUCACGUUUUAUAAGCAAACAUACAUUUAAUAGCUGUCAAUGAUUAACUAUUUUUUUGCAUAUCCUUUUCAUAUGUAACAAUGUAACUCCAUUAUGUGUGAUAAUGUUUCUUAUGAGGUUUUUUUUUUUUGGGUCAUUCUAAGUAUCAUAAUUUUGCAUGAUUGCAGAGCUAGUAUUUAAUAGCUGUACAUUACUUAUGGUGCCGACCACCGUUAAAGGGACACUAUAGUCACCUGAACAACUUUAGCUUAAUGAAGCAGUUUUGGUGUAUAGAACAUGCCCUUGCAGCCUCACUGCUCAAUCCUCUGCCAUUUAGGAGUUAAAUCCCUUUGUUUAUGAACCCUAGUCACACCUCCCUGCAUGUGACUUGCACAGCCUUCCAUAAACACUUCCUGUAAAGAGAGCCCUAUUUAGGCUUUCUUUAUUGCAAGUUCUGUUUAAUUAAGAUUUUCUUAUCCCCUGCUAUGUUAAUAGCUUGCUAGACCCUGCAAGAGCCUCCUGUAUGUGAUUAAAGUUCAAUUUAGAGAUUGAGAUACAAUUAUUUAAGGUAAAUUACAUCUGUUUGAAAGGGAAACCAGUUUUUUUUUUCAUGCAGGCUCUGUCAAUCAUAGCCAGGGGAGGUGUGGCUAGGGCUGCAUAAACAGAAACAAAGUGAUUUAACUCCUAAAUGACAGUGAAUUGAGCAGUGAGACUGCAGGGGGAAUGAUCUAUACACUAAAACUGCUUUAUUUAGCUAAAGUAAUUUAGGUGACUAUAGUGUUCCUUUAAAUGUUUACUGUUCUGCAAACUGGAACUUAUGUCAAAAAUAAGGUGAGCUUUUUUGCUUAUAUUAUCACUAAAUUGACAACUAAAUAGUUUUGUUUAGCGACCUUCUAUGACUUUGGUAGUUACCUACCUGACCCUGCCUCAACUUACUUUUAGCAGCUUUUACCUGGAUUUCCAGAUAAAUUCACUGAGCUCUAAUUUCUGGACUGUGUGGCCUGGUGUGCGCUGUGAUUAGGGAAAGUGACCAAUCUCCUGUCCAGCCGUAACAUGUAUUCCUCCACUCUGGACUGUUGGAGGUUAUCCCAGUAGGCCUGUAUUACAGACAUCUGUUCAGCAGAGGAAUUUAAGUUUCUUGGAGGCAUAUGACACUCUGUGCCUACAAUUCUGAGACACUCUUCACCAGUGCAAGAGCUCCUUCACAUUACCUACUGUUGUAGCAACUACGUUCAGCAGAGUCUCCUUCCUGGGCCUUAAAAGACCACUAUAGUGCCAGGAAAACAAACUCAUUUUCCUGGCACUAUAGUGCCCUGAGGAAGAGGAAGGGGUUAAACACUUACCUUUAUCCAGCACUGGGCUCCCUCAGCGCUGGGGACUCUCCUCCCUCUUUUGCUGAAUGCGCAUGCGCGGCAAGAGCCGUGUGUGCAUUCUGUCAGUCCAUAGGAAAGCAUUCUCAAAGCUUUCCUAUGGACUCUGGCGUCUUCUCACUGUGAAAAUCACAGUGAGAAGCGCAGAAGAAAAUGAGACAGCCAGUUGAGGCUGAAUUAACCCAAAUGUAAACAUAGCAGUUCCUCUGAAACUACUAUGUUUACAGCUGCAGGGUUAACCCUAGAUUCAUUGAGCUGAAGUGGUCUGGGUGCCUAUAGUGGUCCUUUAAGCCAUGAGGGUUCGUUGUUCCCUGCUGUCACCAACACAUAUGUCAAAUGGGUGGGGUGUCAAAUGAUCUUCCUGAAGACAUUGACUUGUGCACUGCAGUGGUUAAGGACUGUGAGUCAAGACUUUAGCCAAAGAUUCCAGAGUAAUGGUGUAGGGAGGGGGGGGGGGAGGGGCUCAUUGUGACUCUCUGGUUCAACAUUCUCUGCAAACCUAUAUUAUUAUACUAUAAACCACCUUUGUUGGAUGCUUUCCUCAAGACUAGGAAUUGGCUAAGUUUAGCUUCAUCCUACCUUGGAUCAAGCUUUCCUGUCUGAAGAUGAAUUGGCUAAGUUUAGCUUCAUCCUACCUUGGAUCAAGCUUUCCUGUCUGAAGACUUUAAUAUCUGGUGGUCUUACCUGUGAUUGUUAUCACUGUGAAUAUUGAUGAUUGUUUCCUUAUGUUUUGUAACAGAAAUAAAGUUAGUGACUAAUAAAAUACACAAAACAAUGAUUCAAAUACAGAUUCUUUUUUUGUGUCCCCUCACAUUAACACUGAAAAAUAUAACAUAUAAAACCAAAAAAAGUGAUGUGAUAUAAAAAACCACCUCCUACUUAAAUGUGAAUCACUUAUAACAUAAAAUAUAAUGACAGGGAAAUAACCUGCUUACACAAACAGGUUAAGAAUAUCCACUGGGUAUAUUAUUUAUGUUUUGUGUUCCACGCACUGUUUAUUUCACCUGUUUAUUUUAUUAUUAGUUUUUUUUUUAAAUGAGCAGAUUUCUCAUUCUUUACCUGUUCUAAGCAUAUAUGUAUGCAAAUAUUGAACAGAUACAUUCAUACAUAUAUCUGCCCAAUUUCCACCAGUUGCAAGACACUCAAGAGGUAUGGCCGUUAUAACUUUCUAUCAAAAAGACUCUGUAAUUAGGCCCAUCAUAAUCGUUAGCACCAGGCCCAAUAAGCUCUUAGUAUUGCCUUAUCCCUUACUUGCCAGAUUCCAUAGGGAAUUAUUGUAAUCUGCAUAUAUAAUGCCUAUAGAAAUAGUUUAUGGAUUAGAUGUAUCUAAAUGUAGAAUACUAAUACCAUAUAUAUAUAUAUAUUUAAUAUAGGAUGUUUUCAUUUGUUAACGUCUCGUUUCCUCUUUGUACUUAGAUGAAGUAGGUGUGACAGGUGCUGUGGUUUGCCAUUUAAUUAAUCCCUGUGGGAGAUGUUAGAGAAACAGCCUUUUAUAAUCAGCCUAUAAACAUUCCAAUUUGUAUCAUGCCAGCUGCUGAUAAUUGUUAAUGAUAGUUACGAGCAUUUUAGGAAUUACAGACUUGAUGCUAAAUUAAUCUAGAUGAAUGCUACAAGCAUGGGGAAUUUACUGGGUAGAGGGGAACACCUUGACAAGGAAAUCUUAGCUCACAUCACCUCUUAUUCAUAAUAGCUGUAGUGAUUUCCUGAAAAGCUCAAUAUCUUUCUUAUUUUUAAUUCAAUAGCAGGAUAGAACGUAAUGGAAGACUUCUAAUAUUAAACAUUCUCUGCAAGCUAAACAUGGUACUGGCAAUCUCAAUGUCGUAACUGCCAAAGGUUGUUCUUUAAAAGUAUGACACCUAAAUGGCAUCAAUAAUACACUAUAUGGACAAAAAUAUUAGAAUCCUUAAUUAUUGAAUUCAGGUGUUUCAAAAAGACCUAUUUUCAAAGUGAUAAAAAAAUCAAGCACCUAGCCAUCCAGUCUGCAUUUACAAAUAUUUGGGAAAAAAUGGGUUGUUGCUCAGUGAAUUAAAGCAUGAUACUGUGAUAGGAUACAAUCUUUGUAAUAAGUCAAUUUAUAGAAUUUUAUCCCUACUAGAUAUUCAAAGGUCAACUGUAAAUGGUAUUAUUGCAAAGUGGAAGUGUUUUGGAACAGCAGCAACUCAGCCACGAAGCGGAAGACCACAUAAAGUCACAGAGAGGGGUCACUCAGUGUUGAGGUGCAUGGUGCAUAAAAGUCACCAACACUCUGCUGAUUCCAUAGCUAAAGAGUUCCAAACUACCACUGGAAUUAAUAACAGCUAAAGAGUUCCAAACUUCCACUGGCAUUAAUAACAGGACAAUAACCAUGCUGCAGCAGUUUUGUGGAAUGGGUUUCCAUGGCCGAGCAGCUCCAUGCAAGUUUCCCAUCACCAAGUAUAAUGCCAAGUGUUGGAUCGAGUGGUGUAAUAUAUGCCACCACUGGACUCUGGAACAGUGUAAACAUGUUCUGUGGAGUGACAAAUCAUCCUUCUCUGUUUGGCAGUCUGAUGGGUGAGUCUGGCGCCUGCCAGGAGGAUGUUACCUGCCUGACUGCAUUGUGCCAACUCUAAAGUUUGGUGGAGGAGGGAUAAUGGUAUGGGGCUGUUUUUCAGGGUUUGAGCUAGUCCCUUUACUUCCAGACAACACUACGCUUCCAACUUUGUGGGAAUAGUUCGGGGAAGGUUUUUUUCUAUUCCACCAUGACUGUGCCCUAGUGAACAAAGCAAGGUCCUUAACCCCUUAAGGACCAAACUUCUGGAAUAAAAGGGAUUAAUGACAUGUCACACAUGUCAUGUGUCCUUAAGGGGUUUUAAAGACAUGGUUGGAUGCAUUUGGUGUGAAAGAACUCAACUGGCCCACACAGAGCCCUGCCCUCAAUCAUAUUGAACACCUUUGGGAUGAACUUAAAUGGAGAUUGCAAGCCAGGCCUUCUUGUCCAAUAUCAGUGCCUGAUCUCACAAAUGCUCUACUGAGUGAAUGGGAAAAACUGUGGUGGGGGGUAAGUACAUAUUAUUAUCUAUGUAUGUAUAUUGUAUUAUCAUAAAAGUCUCUGUUGGUGUAAUGGUCAGGUGUCCCGACACCUUUGCCCAAUGUAGGAGCACGUUAGACCAUGUCUAUAUAAAGUAUAAGUUAGUGGUGUUAAAAUUAUUGAUGCAUUUAGCGAGAUUAAACAUCAUAUUACAAUGUAAAAUAUUGCAGUAACUCACACACGCCACAUUCAUACCAUUUUCAUAGAAAGUAUAACUAUUGUCUGACCGCUUCAAUGACGGGCACAAGAUUCUAGGCAUAGUACAGACUGUCAUGACUUGCUCUUGGACUUUGUAUGCAUCUGUGUGUAGCUGUUAUUUAAACUAGAAAGUCCGGAUUAACUUCCUUCUUGGAUUCAGUCCACUUAUAUUGUUCUCAUUCUAGAAAUUGGUCUUAGUAUUGCAAGAGUGCUCAUCCGGAAAGUUGAGAACACUACCUAAUUUUUUUAGAGAGGUGACCCUUGGCUGUACAACAUAUGACCAAAGGCAGAUCCCCAUUUAUUGUAGAACUACAUCUGCCAUAAUGAUAUUCCAGUCUUAAAGGAACAAACUGAAGUGUGGUUUGGACUCAAAUUCAUGCUUUAUUUUUCUCCCUGUUGAAAUUUAUUCAGUUUUGUUUAAAAAUAAAGGGGUUUUUUUAUUUUAUGUUUUUGCUUCAUCAUAACUCCACCCCUUUAGCCAAGCCUCCCCUUUUCACAAAUCUGUUCCUGAUUGUAAUGAAUGCCUUGUAGCUCAGCCAGUAAGAGAUCAGUGUGAACUAAGUUGCUAACUUGGCUCCGCCUCACAGUCAAUCACUGCCCUUAUCAGUACAAUAUUUUACUAAGGAGAAAGGUGGUAGAUAAUAUGCAGUGAUUGGCUGUGGGGACGAGUCAUGUCAGUAGCUCAUUUCACACUGACCUCUCAUUGGCACCUAGUGACAAUGGCGACUGAGGACUCCUUUGACGUUUGGCAACCUCUCCUCAGUAGGGGGUUACACUGGGUCAUUAAGAUUCAUCUCUAUUUACUGUAUAUUCAUGGCUAUAUUUCUUUGAUAUAGGAGCAUCCCCAAACAUCUGCAGCUUCUGGUCCUUUAAAGGAAAUUAUAUGUGCACUGGUUUGUGCAACUUUGCAUCUUGUAGUGUUGCCUUCAUUUCUUUCACUAUUUGGCACAUGGUUUAUCAUGUUUUGAGGAGCUGGGUGUAAGGUUAGCAGCACAGUAAAUUGGUAAUUAUAGUUUUAUUAUUAAGUACUGCAGUGACCCCACCUCUGUCUUAAUGUUGUCUAGCCAGUUGAGCUAUGUACAAAAGAGGAGUGGUGGCUAAAAGGGUAAGCUUAUGCUGAAGAAUCCACCAGUACAACAAUUAAAAUAUUUUUUUUACAUAAUGCUUACUACAUGGCUAAGAUAUUCACCUCAGCAGCUGUAUUACUUGGGGGUUUAAUGUGUAAUUAACAACAUUAUUACAACUGUUAUCAGGGCUGGAUUAAGAGCCCAGUGGGCCUGGUGCUGACAAUUAUGAUGGGCCUAAUUACAGAAUCUCAUCGACAGAAAACACUAAAACAAUUAAACCUCGCAAGCGUCAUGUAUAUGGUAGAGGUGGUGCUGGAUGGGAUAUAGCACAGGAUAUAGCGAUCAGAAAACACAUACCAUAUGCUAAUCUCUCUUUUUAUCUUUCAAGUAAAUCCAUAAACCCUAACAGUGUCCAGUAAAGUUGGAUUUUAGUGAGCGGGGUAAAAGUGUGGGCCACUGAUGUGAAUCACGUAACCAGAACCAUCCAAAGAGACAAACAUGCUUCAAUAAGAGGGCGUGUCUGCACGACAAAUUAGAUGGUCAGCCUGGCGUGAAUGCACGUCAGCCUGCCUGCCAAUCAUUCAGGAUGACCAACCAAGGGCAUACUAUGCAGACAGCAUAAACGCUUCUAAUGAUGAGCUAGCUCUAUGCCUGCUAAGGGCUAUCCUCUAGCACUCACUGGUCCACUCCUCUCCUUAACUUGUUACUAGCAGGCAGAAGUUCUGUUAAACGGUCUGGGACAGAGAAAAAGUGUAUUUAGUGAGUAGAGAAGAAAGGGAACAUGCCACAGAGUUAGAGAGACUGAAGCAGCAAGAACAUUUGCAUCGUGCGUAAAGUUAGUUUUACCCUAACUAAUUGCAUUGUCAGCCAGUCCACACAAGUUUUGUUCCCAUACAUCCCUCUAAAGUUUCCCCUUUUUUUUCUUUCGCAAUAACUGGACCUAUUCCAUAGGCAUGGGCCUGGAGCUGCAGCUCCAUCAGCUGUUAUGUUAAUCUGCCCCUGACUGUUAUGCUACUGUGGGCCGGACUGGGAGUAAAACUAGGCCCAGUAAUUUCAUGGCGAAUUGCUUUUGCUAAAGCUGGAUCCAGUGGCGGCUCUAGACUUUGCUAGAGCCGCCCCCCACUAACACCCAUAGUGAAAAAAAAACAGAGGUUGUAUUACGUGUGUAUAAAGAGUUGUAGUUAUAUUGGAGGGUGGGAUUGCAGUGCUGGAUACAAAGAGCUUGCAGCAGUGCUGGACUGGCAAAAAAAUUGGGCCCGGGCAAAGUGUUUCAUUAAUCCACUUGUGCUGCAUGGUAUUUGUUCUGACCAGCACAAGAGGGUUAAGGACACACUUGCGCUGUGUUUGCUUGUCUCUAGUGUCUCAAUAAGUGGGAUUUCAGAGGACAAAAGGGCCAGGAAAGAGUAUUGUGCGUAUGUUUGGAGGUUUCUUGUGGCUUUGUGUGUGUGUAGAGUAAGCUGAUUGUAGUGUAUUUGUGUAAAUACAUCAGUUUCAGUUGUUUUGUGUUUGUGGUGUAAUGUGUCUGACUAGGGGUUUUAGUGUAGUGUGUAGGUGACAUAUGACGUGUGUAGAAGCUGUAGAGUCCGUGUUUAGGAAUCUUAGUGUGUGUUUUUGCAUAUAAGGAAUCCAAUGUGUGCAUAGGGUAUCUAGUGUGUUGAUAGGAGAUGCAGAAUGCGUGUAUAAGAGAUGUAGUGUCUGAAGGGCAUGCAGUGUAUAUGAGGCAUGCAGUGUGUAUGAAGGUUGCAGUGUGUAUGAGGGGUACAGUAUGUGAGAGGUGCAGUGUGUGAGGGGUGCAGUGUUUGUGUGCGGAUCACAGGAUGUGUAGAUGUGCAGUCUGUGUAAGGACUGCAGUGUGUGUAAGGGGUGCAGUGUCAGUGUUUGGGGUGCAAUGUGUUUGUGAAAGGUACCGUGUGUGUUUGUGAGAGGUGUAGUGUAUGUGGAAGGUGUGUAGUGUGUGGGUGAGAAAUGCAGUGUGUGUGGGUUGCAGUGUUGUGUCUGAGGACUGAAGUGUGUGUGAGGAGUGUAGUGAAUGUGUGUGGGGUGCAGUGCCUGAAGAGUGUAGUGGUAGUGUGUGUGUGAGGGGGGCAGUGUGUGCGUGAGAGGGCUGAAGUGUGUGUGAGGGGAGCGGUGUUUGUAAGGGAGGCAGUGUGUGUGUGAGGAGUGCACUGUGUGUGUGAGGGGCAGAGUGUGUGGGGUGCAGUGUUGUGUCUGAGGGGUGCCGUGUGUGAGGGAUGUAGUGUGUGUGUGUGUGUGUGUGUGGAGGGGGUGCAGUGUUGUCUCUGAGGGGUGCAGUGUCUGAGGAGUGUAGUGUGUGUGGGGAGUGUAGUGUUUGCGAGGGGUGCAUUGUGUGCGUGUGACAUACAUACAUACAGACACACAUACAUACACACAUACAUACAUAGAGACACACACACAGACACAUACAUACACAGACACAGACAGACACACAUACACAAGACACACAUACAUACAAAGACAUACAGACAGACACACACAUACAUACAAGGGGGGUGUUGGCUACACUCACCUGAACAUGCAUAAAUGGGAGUGCUGCUGGGGGCCAAAUUAUACAAUACACAAGAUCCAGCACACUCACCUGUCCACUAAACAGCAACUUCAAUAUUGAAAGAUUUUUUAUUUAUUUUUAAAUAAUGGGGGUUUAGUUACAUGAUAUGAUCAUACAUUGCAUAAGCCUGCCACAACGUUAAUGUGCCCCAUCUUUGGCAGGUCCUACACUAACAUCCUAAUGUCUGCUCUUAUGAGAUUAACCCACUUACUUGGGGAAAAAUAUCCAUAUGGGGCUCUAUGCAGUACAAGGCUAAAUAGGGCCCUGGGAUGAGGCACCUGUGACAGGGAAGGGUGCAGAACCAAGGAGUUGGCUAGACUCCCAAAUAUAUAAUAUGAAACAAGGGGGGGUUGGCUGCACUCACCUGAACAUGCAAAAAUGGGGGUGCUAAUGGGGGCCAAAUUAUACAAUACACAAGAUCCAGCGCACUCACCUAUCCACUAAACAGCAACUUCAAUGCUGAAAGAUUUUAUUUGUUUUUUUAAAAAUACCUAAUCUAGGCAAAAAUAAUGGGGGUUUAGUUACGUUAUAUGAUCAUACAUUGCAAGCCUACACACAUACAUACAAACAGACAGGCACACAUACAUACAGUACAGGGUGCUUAUUGAAGUAAAUCAAUAAUCAAUACUGGACUCAGUGGAAAUAGCAAAUCUUAAGUGAAAACAAAUAUAAAAUAAUCCUUAAAUAGUCCUGAAAUGUAUCAGCUAGUCAGAACUAGCGAACUAUUGAAAAAUUUAUACAACACACAACAAUAUAAAAGACUAAUGAUAACAAAUUUAAAAACAGUCCCACAUGAGAGAGAUAUGGUAUACUGGGUCAAGUAGACCGAGGGUCCAGAGAUGUAGGUUACACUCUCAUGCCGGCUGGACAGAGGUGAAGGUGGAUUUCCUCGUGCUAUACUGACACCGUGUAUUCGCCGCGUGCAUUCCACUGCGGCUGCUGGAUGCGUUCCAAACGCUCUCUCUCAGGAGCUGACUGUGCCGGUUUGAAGAUGCCGCCUUACGCGUUUUGUGAUUCCAAAUCACUUCAUCAGAGGAUGGUAUCUGGGAGUCUUCAAUCUAUUAUAUACUCUCUUACUCUAAUCAUAUUCCAAUUAACCCUUAAUUGACCAAAGCACAACGGGCAAAUAGAAAUAUAGAUUUAAAUUCAAAGUGACAAUCAAUAAAUAGAUAAAAUACAAUCAAAUCCAUAAUUAAUAGAACAUAUAAUGAUAAUGCAUUAUAAACAUACUUGAUUUCUACAUAUAUUAAUCAAAAAGUAACAUCAGAUUUAUUAGUUGAUUGAAGGAAUUGGUUGUUGAGAAUCUUCGUAGCAAUGGAUGCAUUGGAACAUUAAAUGCAAACUAAAUGUUACAAAGUAAAAAUAAUAAUUAAGUUCAUCUGUAUGACAUAAAGUUAGAUACUUGCAACAAAAAGAAACAUAGCAUGGUAAAAAGCUGGUGUAAUGAGUUGAUACAUGUAGUAUUCUUACAAACCAUCUGAGAAAUAAGAUGAGAUAAGUAAUAUUAGGCUAUUUUAGAUGUUAUACCUAUUGGAAUAAAUCAUCCCUUUUUUUUCAUUCAUUAAGUCCUGAGAGUGCAUCUCUUCAUUUCUGUUUAUAUAUCUUCAACGUGGGAUUGCACCUAGGCCAAAUUGAAUUUUAAACAUGAAAGGGUGAGUGCCAAGUAAUACUCUUUGAGUAUAUAUAUAUAUAUAUAUAUAUAUAUAUAUAUAUAUAUAUAUAUAUAUAUAAUCUGUGAGUGCAAAUAUAUAUAUAUAUAUGCACUCACAGAUAAAAAUAAAAUACACACUCACAGACACAUAUUUAAAGACAUACAUGCCCUGGCACAUAUUUGCAGACACACCUUCAUAGAUAUGAGCAUAAAGGAACACACAUUGACAAGUACACACAUACACAUAAAUAGCAAAACCUUUGAGUGAUGGCAAAAUACUAAUGGAAAUUGGGCAAUAUGUGUUCACCUGUAUCUGCAUUUCUGUAAAAGGCGGUCGUCUAUUACCAUGACAUAUGCACAGACGUUAUUCGGCAUGUGCAAACUACACUUAAAUAAUACACGGACACUGAAUAUUCUGUUGGAGUAUAACAUCCACAGCUUUAUUAAUUAUUCAAAUAUUUAAAUUAACAAUUUAGGGUCAUUGUCAACAGUAAUAACUUUGUUCCGCUCCGUCCCCCAAAAUACCCCUGACAAUGACCCUACCAAAGAACAAUACGUACAUUAUAAAUAAUACAUAACAAAUAACACUCGGCCUACCAAAGAGGCCCCACCACAUUUGUCCACCUGCAGGGGUGUACCCAGACACCCCUACACCCCUUGGUUCGUAGCCACCGACGGGCUCGAACCUACCAAACACUUUAACUCUGGCCUACUCCAGCCUAGACCUUGGCCUAACACUUUCCUAACCCCCAAAAUUCCUGUUUAACCAAGCCCUUUUUCCCCGCCGCUGUGACCAAACGGGAACCAAACCAAAAUCUAUAUGAAGGGAGGGUGGGAGGGACAACUCACAGGUAAGGGCAGCUCAAGUUAAAAUGGCUUAAACUUGAGAUGGCUGCUAUUUAACAGGCUGACACUCCUCCCCACUUAGCAACAUAAACCACACCCCUUGACCUACAAUUCACCUGCCAACUUUCUGGCCCUGUCAAGGCCCACUCCCCCCCUGCGUUGCUCCGUGGGCUUCAUUAUUUCAACUUCCUCUUAAAACCUUGCAUUUCUUUGCAUAGUAAACAAAGCAUUUGUUAUAAUGAUCAUAUUCAUGUAAGUUCAUGUAUUGUCUCUCCAUGGUCAUGUGGUUGAAUGUUGACUUCUGUAGCAAGGGCAUGCACUUCAAAAAAGGGCUGGGUUUACAUGUCAGGUGAAUUCUAAUUCUAAAGUGUCCCCUUCUCCCCCCUUCCCCUCUCCCCACCUAAAAAACAAACAAACAAAAAACACAGAUAAAGUGAGUGUAAUGGAUUUAUUAACUGGACAUUAAAAAAAAUAAUUUAAAAAAAUGUAUUAAAAUUUGACAACCGAAUUUGAAUGUAUGUAUGUAUUUAAUGCAUAGUCCUGUUUGUAAUGUAUUGUGUUUGUAAAUGUGAAUAUAGUGAGUGUAUGCAGCUGUGUAAAUUCCCGCAGAGUUAAAGCUGUUUAUGGUUAAGGUCAGAGAACGGUUAAUUUUAGGUUAGUGUGGAAAGAAAAGUGAGCUCUACGAUGCAGGCUUUUUAAGGGAAUAACCCUUGGUAAGAAGUGUUUUGUUAAAUUUAGAACAUUGCCUACAGAUAUAGACACCAAUGAAAAUAAGAAAUGAAAUUUUGAACUUGUUUUUUAUUAUUAUAUUUAAAAGAAAGAUAAAGCUAUAAGUAUCACACAGUGAGAAAAAGGUACUAUCGUGCUAAUUGUAUAUAAAUCGAUAGACCCUAUGGGGAAAAAGAAAAAGAAAAAAGAGAGAAAUAUAUGUAUGUUUCUAGAUUCUAGUUUACUUCAGUUGUGUUGUCAAUCAGCCAAACUAACGGUAAAGGUUAGCAAUAAAUGUAUCUUGUACUUGCUACUUAGAAAAAAAAUGCAAAAUGUAGCAAAGAACAUGUGCAAUCAAGGAUAGUGACAGAAGUAACUGGUUAAACUAGAGUAUCAGCAGGAAAAACAUAUACUGUAUUAGAUAGUCCUUAAUGUAUUAACCUGAAUGCUAUGGAACUCUCAAGGUUUAGCUUGAUUAUUGAUACAAGAAUACUAAACUAUGCCAUCGUGGGCACCCAAUUAAUAGCAGGUAAGCUGAAUGAUUAUUACUGGAGUACUAAACGGUGCCUUCGUGGGCAUUUAACUUGUAGCAGGUACUGGCUGUGCAGCCCAUGUGAAUAUCUAUGUUGUGCCUUCAAGGGCACCUAUUAUCUGUUGUUAUAAGUAUCUCAGACCCAGUACAGUUGAUGCUAUCCUAAGCUCGAACUGCAUACCUAACUGCAUACCUAAAACAAGAUAGCUUGACGUGUAGCUUAGUAAUUGUAACGAGAGUGGUAAACUGUGCCUUCAAGGGCACCUAAUUUGUAGCAAGUACUGACUGACAAGGCUUAGUAUCAAGCUGUCUAAGAGUAAAAGAGUACCUAUGCUGUGCCUUCAGGGGCACCUAUUAGCUAUAAUUAUAGGUAUAGUACACUUUCUGCUAUACUAAGAUGAAACUUAGCAGCUAGAGACAAUAUAUCUCUUAACGUGGAUAAGAUAAUUCUGAUCAGGUAAUACUGACUCGGAAGCAGAACGGCUGCACUUCAGUCUCCUAACAGUAUCAUCCACUUAAGCGGAUUGAGGGGGAGAUUAAAGUAUAGAGAAAACCGACAUGAGUGAGCUUCUGAGAUGAGCCCCGACGCGCGUUUCACAAGGUAGGCUCUUCAGGGGAAAUGACUCCCCCUCCUUUUCUUACCCCUAUUUUUGUGUCAUUUUGACUAAUUUUUUUUGUUUGAAUAUUUUGUAUGGACGAUAUUCAGAUGAGCUGAAUCGACUCAUGAACAAAAUGAUUCGGCCGAUUCAAAUUUUUCUGCCAUGCCCAAGUCUAGUAUCUACUACUUUCCCUGAAAAUUUAUAUUUUCUUUAACCUCAAUUAUUUACUUUCCAACUAUCAACUUAGAGAAAUGCCUUUUACUGGUUUUAUUUGUUGGAUUUUGAACUUUGCCACUUCAUUUAAUCCCCCACUAAUACCAUUUUAAAACAAGAAAAAAACAUUUUUUAUUUUUAAAAAAUAGUUUGUUUAUGAACCCUAGUCACACCUCCCUGCAUGUGACUUGCACAGCCUUCCAUAAACACUUCCUGUAAAGAGAGCCCUAUUUAGGCUUUCUUUAUUGCAAGUUCUGUUUAAUUAAGAUUUUCUUAUCCCCUGCUAUGUUAAUAGCUUGCUAGACCCUGCAAGAGCCUCCUGUAUGUGAUUAAAAGUUCAAUUUAGAGAUUGAGAUACAAUUAUUUAAGGUAAAUUACAUCUGUUUGAAAGUGAAACCAGUUUUUUUUCAUGCAGGCUCUGUCAAUCAUAGCCAGGAGAGGUGUGGCUAGGGCUGCAUAAACAGAAACAAAGUGAUUUAACUUCUAAAUGACAGUGAAUUGAGCAGUGAAAUUGCAGGGGAAUGAUCUAUACACUAAAACUGCUUUAUUUAGCUAAAGUAAUUUAGGUGACUAUAGUGUUCCUUUAACUGUUUAUUUUUUUCUACAAUAUUUUUACUUUGUAGUGUGUACGGGUCUAUUUUUAUUACAGUAAAGUUCAGUUGCAGUUUCACAGCACAUCCCACAUCUCCUUUUAUUUUAUUUUUUCUACCAGUCUGUAUUGGCCUGUGUUCCCCGAUUAUUAUGGAUGUUAUGUUUGGUUUACAUGCAACUAACUCUAUGGUUUAUUCUCUUUGGACGUGUUUCCUGUUGGGGUGUGUACUUCCUUCCUGUAUCUCCUGAAACAUGGCUGCUAUACACUAAUAGCUUGCAGUGUCUUUGUUUAUAUCUCCUGAAACAUGGUGUAUGAAGUGGGAUACCUACACGUCCUUGGCCGAUUGUCAGCAUGGACUUAUUCAACUAUGCUGGAAAAGAGUACCUGCUCUUAGUUGAUUAUUCAGACUUCUGGGAAAUUGAACUGCUUCCUGACCUGUCCACUGAAAGUACAAUUAAGUGAUGCAAGGCGCAAUAUGCACGUCAUGGCUAACCAACUAAAGUGAUUUCUGAUAAUGGUCCUCGGUUUGCAAGCUUAUAGUAUACUGAAUGGGAGUUUGAGCAAGUGACUUCUUUACCACGUCAUCCACAAGCUAAUGGCAAAGCUGAAUCUGCUGUGAAAAUAGUGAAGAAUUUAUACGAAAAAGUGAUGGUAAAAACCCAUGGAAAACCAUCUUACAUUGGAGAAACACUCCAACAGAGGGGAUGGAUAGUAGUCCGGCACAGAGACUGAUGUCAAGGAGAUUAAGUUACCAGUAGCCAACAAGCUACUGUGAUACAAGGUGUACCAGAAAAGUUACGACUUAAGAGGCAAGUCUUCAAGGCUAGAUAUGACUCAUCUUCUAGGGAUUUACCUGAACUGAAUAUUGGUGAACAAAUCCAUAUGAAACCACUUCCGGGAGAUCGAACAAGUCGCUGGAGAAUGGGAAACAGUCUGCAAAAGCUUGCACCACGCUCUUAUCUUGUGGAUAUCGAAGGAACUCUCUACCGAUGCAAUAGUGUGGGUCUGCGAGUGGUCGAUAAGCCCGAUUCUCAAUAUCCAGUUGACAAGCCAGACACACCUGGUAUUCCGAGGACACACUCACAUGUCGGCAGUAAAGAGUGUACAGAAGUGAUACCAGAGACAAGUACUAAUGACAGCCCUGAGCAAGCAGGACCUGACAGCAUUCAAGUUCAAAACAUACUAGUAAGUGGUGGGAAGAGUCCAGUAACCUCAGAGAGGGCUAAAAGACUAUUUGCACAACCUGGACCAGUCUUCACUUGUAGUGGCAGACAUUCACAACACCUGAGAGACUUAACCUCUAAAAUGUUAUUACAAGGACAGUGUUUCACAAUGUUGAUUUAUUAAUACUAAAAGAGGGAGAUGUUAUUGAUGUUAUGUUUGGUUUACAUGCAACUAAGUCUAUGGUUUAUUGCACAUGUUUCCUGUUGGGGUGUGUACUUCUUUCCUGUAUCUCCUGAAGCAUUGUCUUUUUUUAUAUCUCCUGAAACACCGAUCCCCAACACCAUUUUGAUUUCUCAGAUUUUUCACUCCAGGUCUCUUAGUUGUUCUCUCUGCCAGACUCUCUUCUCCCUUUCUAGCUGUGUUUUUCCACCCAACAUCCAUCAUUCAUCCACUUCAGUUCACCAACCUCCGUUCCUCUCUUUCCACUUGUAUAUCCUCUGUCUCUCCACCGGUCUCCGUUACCUACCUCGAAGAUGUGUGACGAAGGUUGUGUGUAUGAAUGUGUGGCAGUUUUCGUGUUAUUGUCAUAGUUUAGAGUUAAGGCACUGCAUGUGUGUGAUGGGCAUUGUGUGUGGUGUUAACUGCAUACAUGAUGGUUGUUGCGUGCAUGACUUCAUCUGAGUUAUGGUAGUUGUGUGUGGGAGGCUGCUUGUGUGUAUAACAAAGGUUGUAUCAUGGUAGGGCGUUUGUACAAGGAAGCACAAUGCUUCCACAAUUUUUAAAUAAGUAUCCAAGCCUUAUUUGCAUGCUAGUAAAUGUGUAAGAGUAGCAAAACAUUUUUUUCUCUUAUUUUUAACUCUGCCUCUGUCCCGUCUGAUAUUACCUGCCUUGUUAGAUACCAUCUUGUAUAUGUCACUUUGUUUAGCAAAUAUUAUUAUUUUAGUAAAUAAUAUUUCGAAGUAGUGAAAGGGCGUCUUCUUGAGCUUUUUUGUUUUCUUACUAUCUCGACGUUAUGAGAAAUAUUUUUCUUAUAAUCCAAGACAGAUACAGUAGCAGAUAUUACCUGGCAAAAUAUUAAUGUGAUUAUUUGUGUCUUUAAAUAUGGAAUGAGUUAUUUAACUCUCUUGGCAAUAUUAUUUCUAGGCCUCUAUUACAUCGUAAUAUUUGCAUCUACCUGAUUCAUGAUCGUUGUGCCUUGUGGUGCUUUAUGCUGCACUCUAGAAUAAACAUUUAAUUGGAAUAAAUGUUCAAAGGUCAAAAUCUGAACUUUUAUCAGCAUCUGGAAGUGACAUUACUUCCUGCUGUGUGAUGAUAAAAUGCACACCUUAUGUCCAAUAAAAGCACAUAGCAAGCCCAUUUCUUACUUGUGUGUACAGUGACCUGACUCGUGAAAUAUGCCUGCUUGUUUGCAUGUUAUUUAUUAACCCCUUAAGGACCAAACUUCUGGAAUAAAAGGGAAUCAUGACGUGUCACACGUGUCAUGUGUCCUUAAGGGGUUAUAGGAACACUAUAGUCACCUAAAUUACUUUAGCUAAAUAAAGCAGUUUUAGUGUAUAGAUCAUUCCCCUGCAAUUUCACUGCUCAAUUCACUGUCAUUUAGGAGUUAAAUCACUUUGUUUCUGUUUAUGCAGCCCUAGCCACACCUCCCCUGGCUAUGAUUGACAGAGCCUGCAUGAAAAAAAAACUGGUUUCACUUUCAAACAGAUGUAAUUUACCUUAAAUAAUUGUAUCUCAAUCUCUAAAUUGAACUUUAAUCACAUACAGGAGGCUCUUGCAGUGUCUAGCAAGCUAUUAAAAAAAUCUUAAUUAAACAGAACUUGCAAUAAAGAAAGCCUAAAUAGGGCUCUCUUUACAGGAAGUGUUUAUGGAAGGCUGUGCAAGUCACAUGCAGGGAGGUGUGACUAGGGUUCAUAAACAAAGGGAUUUAACUCCUAAAUGGCAGAGGAUUGAGCAGUGAGGCUGCAGGGGCAUGUUCUAUACACCAAAACUGCUUCAUUAAGCUAAAGUUGCUCAGGUGACUAUAGUGUCCCUUUAAACUGGGACUUGUGGAUAGAUAAUAAUGUCAUUUGAAAUUUUACAUCAAACUUGUUGAGAUGGAAAAAUAGCUGACUUGGAGAGUUAUUCCAGUUCGGCUAUUUUGAUCUUAAAUAGGAAUUCUCUUAGAGAUGUCUCAAGCAUUAGUUUUGCACCAUGAAAAUAACAGGAUUACUUUGUAAGAGUCACACUCUGUCAUCGGUCGGAGAGUAAUAUUAAUUUAAUUUGAUUGUGUCAUGGUUUGGUUGCAGGGUUUUCCACUCACAUGUUAAAUGAUAACCAAUGUUAUAAACAGGAAAGUAAGUGCAUUUUUCUCUUUUUUUCCUCUUCUUUACAGACACUGUAAAACUAGUAGGUCUUUUGUGUGCUUCCGUGUGUGCCUGGUAUUUGGGAUAUCUGUUUGCAGAGAUAUUGCCAGAGGACUCUAUUCAGACUGCUAUUGGGAGUAUGCAGCAAGUAGGAAUGCGGCCAGUAUUAAAAGGUAAGUGGUCGUUGAUUGAUGGCUUAAAUAAUGUUGCUGUAUGGACACAGAUUCAAACUCGAACUUUCUAACUUCUAACUUGAAUACAAUUUACUAAAUAAAUAAUAAGCCCUAAAUGUCAAUUUCAUCCCUAAUCUUAAAUUCUAAAUCUACUCGUAAAUACUAAUCAAUAAAGUCACCAAGACCAAUUAAUCUCAAUGACGUGGUCUGGGUGCAGUGGUAUAAGAAAGAGGGAGUAAGAAAUUAAAGUGGUGUUGGGCAGCAGUAACCAAUACAAAGAUUCCCGUCGUUGUGGGAGUUAGAGUAUAGAAAAAAAGGAGGAGGAGACAGCGCCCCAAGCAGUAUAGGUUAAAAAAUGUAUACGUACACAAAUCUUUUUCAGGGUUAUAUAUACAAUUUACCUCAAAAACAAAAGAACAUAGGGAGAUAAUAGUGCAAUAUGCUAUAUUCAGUGAGUUAGGGUGCAAGUGCUUUUAUAUGGUAUCACUCACAUUUGCCAGAGCUAACACAGAGCUCAGCUGUUAAAAGGCGUGGACGGAACAAUCCCCAUCUAAGGAUAUGUAUAGAAGUUGCCGUCUUUGGUAGUCUCAGGCAAAGUGCAAUAUGCAGGUCUUAUAAAAAGACAUGGAGAAAUAAUACAAUAGUGAAGCAAGUACAUAUAGGUGUUAAAUAGAAGUAAAUAAAGUAAUGUACUCACAUUUACUGGAGCAGAACUCGCUCUAUUGUAUACAGCAUGGGUGGUAUAAUCCCCACCUAGGAAUAUGAUGGUAACCAGGAAAUAAAAGUCGAAGGUAUAUAGUAAAUUUUAAAAAAUUUAAAAUGUACCAUUUAUUGACAAAAACAAUAAAAAUCUGUGUAGAAAAGAGUCCCACUUUACGCGUUUCAUCUGUGGAGGCUUCUUCAGAAGUGUGGGUUAAGUCCUGGUUCCAUUAGUUUAUAUAGGCAGUCUAUUAAUGAUGAUUUUAUCCUGGUGUGUACAGGUAUAAUUUCCUGUUUCCUGUAACCACUAUUGGAACACAUGCAUCACACCAGAAGUUUAAUGGAGUAGUAAUCUAUGCGUUCCAUUGUGGAACGCAAACGGAGCCAAAAUGGUGUCGCUGCGUGCCACUCUGCAAAUGCCGAUAUUGGGUAGUGGAAAAAGGUUUUAAGUCCAUUAACCCCUUAAGGAAGCAGGACCUCUGACUUGUCAUGAUUCCCUUUUAUGCCAGAAGUUUGGUCCUUAAGGGGUGUAGCGGAGAGCUAGUAUUGCAUAGCCUAUCUCCACUUUAGAUCCCAGUAAGGCUCAGGAACAAGUAUAAUAAAUCCACAGAGUAAUAAUUCCAGCAGGCAAAAAGUCUCCAACAAUAUCCCAGACGAAAUCCCAAUGACUGGACGACACACAGCAUCAGGAGCAGAACUCAAGAUUUAUUCACAGCAGCUCCUUAUAAAGGAUUCUCCCAUGCAAGGGAGGGAUUUACAGGAAUUACAACAGUAACCAAUGAUACAGAGGUUCCCUCCCCUACUUUCCCUCCCCUCAGAGUGACACUUAAUCCACUUAAUCCUGGCACCUUUUCCCCUGUUUCUUGGAUGUACCCCAAAAGUGGCAUCCCCUGGUAGCUCUGGUCUGGGUGACUAACAUACUCAAAAUUCACACAGAUCAGACCAGGGGUUCGGGAGUUAUAGACAAUAAACGAUUUGACCGACCGCACACGAAUAGGUAGCCGAAAGGAGUUCCAUGUAUUAUGGCCCUGCGGUCGGUCUUUGUUCGGGAGAUGAAACAGACAGAAAUCCUUGCCAUCCAUAGAUAAUACCGGGUUCGCACGAACCCCCUUGUUCGGUAUAUUGAACUCACCGAAAGAGGAGUCGAUUAGCCCCUCCGUUCGUGAGUUCUGGAGCUCUGGAGGUCUCAGCGGUGUUCGCGCUAUCGAGUGUCUGAUUUGGGUUCCAGACACUCAACGACCAAACACCGCUGAGAGUUCCUGCGUAAGAUGGCCGCCUCCACGUGUUCGUCUACCGAAUCGCGGCCACCCAGAUACAGCAAUAAAACCUCAAUUAGCUGCGGUUAAAAAGGGAAUAAGGGUUUAACUAGGGACACACUUCGUCUCUAUGGUGGUCUAUGCAUUCGGUAGUUUCCAUUCGUAUAACUAUGAAGGAAACUACCGAACUAACAUACGAACUUAGAUACAAUUUUCAAUGUACAUUCAGUAAAAACAGGCGACCAGUCUUUUAACAUAUAAUUCUGACGGACAGUCACAGGCCAUCCGCUACAAGGGGUUCAUCAAGCGAUCAUUAAAUGUGUAUACAGUUCACCUUGUGUAAAUCAGUCUGAACAUCCGGUGGAAGUAAAAUAUCACUUCAUUUCUUCUGUGUCAACAGUAGUUUUCGGCCAUGUUAUAAGAGGGCAAAGUGUGGGGAAAUAGAGGGAUGGAGCUUAGUAGUUGCAAAAGUAUAUAAUUUUGACGACCUAUGUUAUUUAAAUUCCAACAUUAGAUUAGUUAUAAUUGGUAUAGUUGAUUAAUUAAACAGACAUUAAUGUGCAUACAUCUAUGGAUAUAAAUUUAAAUAAAUAAUAAAUGAAAUUUGGGUCUCAAAUUAAUAAAAAGUUGGUAAAGAAUUGGAAUUUAAAAAGCACAGAUAGAAUAUACAGUAUUUCUGUGCAUAUGGUGACAUACAGCAUACAGUGGUUGUAUCAUUUUUAACCCUGCAUAAUAUUGCUGGUUUGUAGAAACUGGAACGUUUACAUUGCUGGCUAAACACACCUCUGGUGGCUGUCUUCCUGACAGCCGAUAGCGGCAUUUCCUCCUCCAGAACUGAGUGAAACUUGGUCCUGGAAUCAUCAUCAGCAUUGAUUGGACGAGUGCGGUGCUGUGCCGCGCAUGCAUUCUCCAAUCCAUUGCUUCUGUAUGAGAAGUAAUUUGUUGAAUUGCUUCUAUGAGAAGCAAUGAGUUGGACAAUAAUGCGAGGAGGCUUGUCGCUAGAAACUAGGUUUAUAAAAGUUAUCUUUAAUUAACUCCGCAUUUACUGAGCAAAGGGUGGGUGGACAGUGAUCACAUGACUGCAAAGGAACCUAUAUUCUCAAUAUAAUGAUUGAAGUUUUUUGGGAAUAUAGGUUCCCUCAAUAUUAUCUCUAAUCUUAAAUUGUAACCCUAAAUCCCAAAUGCUAUUACUAAUAGACUUAUAAUUCUAAUAGACUUCUGCUUUUUCUAAGCAGAAAUAUUUUAUUUUGUGUCUGUUGAUUUUUAUUUCUUUGCUAAAAUGCCAAGCUAGACACACUAAGCACUACAAUGGUUGCAGGAAUUCCCUGGCACAUCCCAUAAUAAGUAGUCAGGCUGUUUUGAACGGUUGGAUUUCUUAGGCCUCCAUCUGUGAGAUAUCUUUAGUGGAAGAUACUUAUUCAAAAUAAAAUAAUCAGUUCCAUUUUAUAUUGACAGAUACAAACAAGCUUAUCAUCUAUAAAAUGAAUUGGCUGAGAAUGCCAGCUGAUGAAUUCCAUCCAAACAUGGGUAGAAUUGGUGUCACUAAUGUGAAAGUAGGACAUUAUAUCAAACAUGGGGGCCAUGCAAAAAUGGUUUGGCUACUUACCAUUGGACAUGACUCUGGAGUGGUUGUAGUGGAGCCUAGACUGCCCCUUUAAGAAGAAAAAUGACGUGAUGUUUGAAAUUGGUUACAUCUCUAUGGACAGGAGAUUCGAUUCUGUUCAUUGUUGCUUUUAUAAAAAAAAAAAAAAGAAUGUUGUAUAAGAAACAUGAUCAGGGUUAUUCAAAAGAAUUUCAAAAGUUAGGCUAAAGUUGCCAAACUGGAAAAAUUCCACUAGUCAGCUAUGUUUUCAUUUCACUACUUUGGCCAAACAUUAGAAAUUCACUUGGAAUUUCUAUUGACUUCCUGACAGAAUAUACUUUGUGAAUAAAAAGCAAAAAGAGGUUUUGUCUCUAUAUCCAAACUUGUUGGAUUAGAGACAGAGGUCAGUAUGGUGGUAUAAGCUCCACCUACGGGCUUGGACCCUGAAAAUGUAUUUUAGUCUUUUGAUACACAUGGCAGUAUUUGAGCUGUGGGGCAUUAGACCUCCAACACAUUAGAAUUAUCUGGAAGGAAGUUAUUUAGCUGUUAAGUAUUUUUCUGUUCUAUUUAUGUAUUUAUAGCAGCAUUGGGUCUCCCCCUUGGGGCUACUCUCCCUCUCUGUCUACCAAAUUACUUUGUGAUUAACCCUGAAUGAACACUAUUGAUUGAGGAUGCCAUUGCCAUUCUCCUUGUAGUCUGACUGUAAGCCCAAGUUACUUGCUGAUAGAAGUGGCAUGAAUCAGCAUAGGGGCAAUAAGCGCAAUGAUAGUUAGCGGUAACCUACUUUACUAGGGGCUUUUUGCCAUUGAAACAACCUAAUCAGUUCUUGCAAGUUGCACGGCAUCAUGUUACAAUAUUGUUUUUUGUUUUUAUUGCACAGCUCCAGCCCCUAAGAAACAGAAGUGUGGAGUAUGGACUCCUUGUCCAAACGAUGAGCUGCCCUAUCUUAUGCGAAGCGGAGGUGGAAAAGAUGUGAGACCCAUAAUCUGCCUGAACGAUGAGUAGUAAGCACACAGCAAUAUAGGGGGAAAAUGGCAUUUGGAGAAUUUUCUUCUCUUUUUUUGCUUUUUUUGUUGGGGUUUUUUUGGGGGGGGGCGGGGGUUUACAUUCUAUUAAAAAAAAUGCAUGAAUAUCAAAAUGAAAAAAAUAAAUCCUUUUAGAUAGAUGAAAAAAAAAUCUUCAUUAACUGAUCCAGAAGAAUGCAAAACACUUGGAUACACCAGAAAAAUUCCCUCCCGACCCUGAAAAGGCUAUCAGCUAUAAAUCAGAAUUUAUAUGUAGAAAUAAGAAAACCUAUUGUAAAAUUAAACAGACCCCCUUCACCAUUUACUAGGAAAAAGAUUAAAAUGAAAUAUUUCUCUGUCUCUAAACAUGCUCUCUCUGAUUUCACUUGUGUUCUCUAAUCUUUCUCUUUUUCACUCUCUCCCUAAACUUUCUAAAAUCUUUCUUUCUAACUCUCUCUUUCUCGCUAUUAUUGCUCUCUAAACUCUUUCUCUCUAAUCUGGCUGUUUCUCUCUAAACUUGCUCACUCUCUCUGUCUCCUUUAAUCUCACUCUCUCUCUAUCUUGCUCUCAAUCUAGCUCUCUAAUCGAUUUCUACCUCUCGUGAUCUCUUUGUAACCCACAUUCUCUAAUCUUGCUCUUUCUAACAUAAUUUGUGUGCAUUUUAGCUACCUAGGCGGAUCAAAGCAAAACGGUGACCGAGGAAUAAACAUUGUUGUCAUUAACCGUAAGUGAAACACUUUUGCUCGUAUUUACUAACUUGCUUUUUUAACUUAAACUUAUUUUUCUAUUUAUAGUAAUGUUAAUCCAAUGUAUAACAAUUUAAAUUCAUGUUUAGCAAUAUAAAUUCUAUUCAUAGUAAUGUAAUUGUUAUUUUUGGUAAUGUCAGUGCUAUAUUAUACCAUUUAUUCAUAUUAGUAGCAAUCUUCAGUUAGUAUAUAUUUAGGGGUAAUGUAAUAACGGUUUAGGCCCAGUGGUAGGAAACCUUUGGCACUCCAGAUCUUGUAAACUACAUCUUCCCUGAUGCUUUGCCAGCAUUAUGGCUGCAAAAGCAUUAUGGGUGAUGUAGUCCACAACAUCUGGAAUGCCGAAUGCUGCCUACCCCUAGGGGCUUAUGGCUGGGGGAGGGAGUAGAGUUAGAUGAGUUGGGUUAAGAGGACCUUACACUGUACUGUCGAUCACUCUAAGACAAAUUGAGAACCAUAGCCAUUACACUCCAGCGCAUCUUGCUGUAAGCAUGUCAAAAUUUAUGUAUACAAAAUGCGUUGGGAAAUUGCCAUUAUUCUGUCUCGCUAUAUUUAUGUAUGUUUAAGUUAGUCAUAAUUUGUACUUCCAGCUGUCUGAAUGGGUAGAACCUGAAUACAGUUUAAGACAUUACUAUUUUGUGUGUAGUUGCCUUAUAAUCAGUUGAUAUAUAUUGAUAUAUAUAUAUAUAUAUAUAUAUAUAUAUUUUUUUUUAUCAUUCUUUAUUGUAGAUGAUACUUGGAAAGCUACAGAUACAAAAACGUUCGAUAUGUAUGAGGGAGGUGAGUACUCUGCAGGGCUCCAAUUUGGGGGUGUCCACAAGUUAGAACCCAAGUUGUUAUAAAACUACAGAUCCCAUGAGCCAUUGCUAACCCUAGGUCUGAUAACAGAUCACAGGAGUUUUCUAUCGGAGCUGGUAGUUUUCCUUUGUUCUAGAUGUCCUUGUUGCGAUUUAUGGAAAUGUAAGUAAAACUUGAACAAUUGCCCCAAAUUUGUUCAGUUUCAGAUAAUUUCCAGUUUUUUUUUUUUUAAGUCCAUGUUUAAAAAAUACAAGUAAAAUAUAAAAUAAUAUUACAUAAUAAAUAUAUGAACAUAGGAAAAAAAAUCUAAUAUGGACCAUAGUUCAGGUUCUUGUAAAUCUAUAAAAUGUAAUCAUGUUUAAUACAUGCUUUACGGCUACAUGUGAAAAUGCAAAAGUAAAAAAAAAAGGUAGUGUGCUAAACUGUUCAAAUUUAUCAAACUGUAUUUUUAUUAAUUUAUAUAUAUAAAUAUAUAUUUAUAAAUGGAAAUGACUAGAACAAAAAAAGUGUGCAGUAUAGAUGCACUUAGAGUUGUGUGUUUCUUAAUGAGCAACAAAUAUAUCAGUUUGUCAUUGGACAACUAUGUUAUCGACUGCUGGCUCAGUAGUUCUACUGCUAUCUAUUAGCCUAUAAUAAGUCCCUUUACAUUUCUCGUUCUGUUUCCACUCAUAGAGUUCUCAGGACCAAUGGUUGAAUUUAUUAAGAACAUUCCUGAGAAAUCUCUUAUCAUGAUUUCCAGCCAUGACGAUGCCUCUACAAAGUAAGUCUGUGCCAACAAUGGUUUUACGUAUGAUGUCCAGCUUUUAUGUAGCUUGUGUUGAUUGAAAUCAGGUGUGGAGCUUGGGCCAUAUGCUGGCAACCUAUAGUGAUUGGAAACCUUGUAUGGCCCUUCUGUUGUUAUUGUUAUUUAAGGAACACUCCAAACACCAUAACCACUACAGUACACUGUAGUGGUUAUGGUUCCAGGAGUGCACUGGUGCCGACCCACUCUAAGUAGUGAAGGAGUUUUACAACAUUUUUACUUCUUGUCUGGUAUCCACUUCCUCUUGGCUUCCAGGAGAGCCAGAAACUCCUACCUAGGAGCUUCUGUUAAUUUUUCUGAUUUAAGCGUUGCCGUUCAUGGUUAGCUAACUAUCUGAGAGUGUCAACUGAUCACUCUCAGUCAAUGAGUUAAACCCUUCACAACCAGGCUUAACUCAGUUAACUGAGUCUAGUGGAGUUGGGGAAAGGUGCCUCAAGUAAGAAGAACCAGGAUACUUUAGGCACCAUGACUACUAUAGCACACUUGGAAUUUAGUGAUUUUGGCACUUGGAAUGUUUCUUUAAGAGAAAUUGGGAUCUUAUCUGUUUUUAGGAAUUUUCUGCAUAUAAUUUAGGCCUAAUUUUCUGGACUUCUGAAUAGAAGCAAGUCUGAAAACAUAAUUCCAUAGAAAUAUUUGUCCAAGUCCCUCAAGCUUUCACAGUUCUGUCGAUGCUUUUUCUGCUAAUCAAAAGAAUGUGAAAACCCCAGUCAGAAGCGAUUGCCAUUUCAGCCACAACAAGGGCAAAGUCCACUUGACUUCAUUAUGAUAAUUAGAUUUCUACUUGGAUCAACAAGUUGUUCCCACACAAAUGAACUGUUAUAUCCGACAUAAACACAAAAGUACAGUACUAGAAUGAAGGACUUUGAAAUAACUUUACGGAGCUUGGGUUCCGUUUGGGUUCCGUUUUUGUGAUGCCAAAUAUGUGUUCCAUAUAGGUCACCCUGGACAUAAAGCAACACAAACAUAAUUAGAGGUUUUAUAACAUGUUAAAAUAUGUGAAGGCUAUAUUAGUCCAAAUAUUUAAAUUUUUUAUUUCUGUUUUCUGCAUAUCUAAUGAGGUGGUCAUUAGAUAUGCAGGCCUUCUUUUCACACCUGACCCAUCAGUCACCAGUGUCACCAGUUCUAAGUUUGACUAGACUUCUAUUAUUAUAAACCCGUAUAUAAACAUUUAGCAAUGUAUUUACACAUGGUGGCAAAUUAAUCCAUGAAUACAAACCCAGUUUGGUUGUUUCAGAGGUGAUGCAAUAUCGUGAUUAACGUGUUACAAUGUUUAGUGUGUAGCAGAUGGCAAUCGCAAGACUAUUUAUUUUAUAUUAUAAUACGGACAGUCUGGGAAACGAUGUACAGGGGAAAACUAAAUAGUUUUUAGGUUGUAUUUUUAACGAUUAUGUAUCAGAUGACUAUGCAAUGCACCACCCUACUUAUAUGACGGAUCCUUGGUUUCAGGUUAUCUGAGGAUGCAAAGAAAGUAUUUGAAGCUCUUGGGAGUAAAGAAAUACGUAAUAUUAAGUUCAGGUCAGCCUGGGUAUUUCUCGCAGUUAAAGGUGCAAAGUUACCGGAGUAUUUGGAAAAAGAAAAGGUAAGAAUUCUUAAUUCUUUUGUACUUUUUUAAAUUAACGCAUAGUUUGAUUAUUUUUACCUGUCUCCUCUUUCCUUCCAUCUUACUAUACCAUGAUCUUAACCACCCAUAUAUUGUCAGUGGGAUAAUGGAGCUGAAAUCCCUUACUUUUAGCAGGCAGGAAUGCAAAACUUUCUAUCAUUCUAAAACAGUGUGGCCUUCAACCAAGUUCUCAGAGUCCACCAACAGUCCAGGAUUUAGACAUUUUGCAAUUCUGUCCCUGUACUGGACAAUUAAAGGGACAUUCUAAGUAACAUGUCCAUCACAGCUUGGUGCCAUCCUCCGGUUUUAUGUAUGAACAAUUAACAUUGUUUUUCCCUUUAUUCGCUACUUUCUCUCACUUGAUCUAUGAACCAAAAAGGGGGAAAAUGGGCCUAUCAGUGUACUGCAAAAUAUAUAUACAUGAUAAUAUUUAUGUUAUGUAUAUAUUUUGCAGUACACUUAUUGUGAACUCUUUGCUUUGACUCAUUCAUUUUCCUGAAAUAUUUUUCAAAUUUGGCUGAGCCAAACUAAUAUAUGGCUGAAAUUCAGACUUACCAACAUUUUUGUAGUUGGCCAAAACAAAUUGUUUUACAAGUCUAAUGGAGAUUGCCCUUCUUAUAGGCAUUGAUACACUUCAUAAUUACGAAUUUCAGUUCUGUCCAGCCAAUCACCUUCAUCCUUCAUUCAGAAUUACAGGGGUAAAUGCUAACGUGAGAAGUGCCAUCAAUUCUAAGGGAGAAUUAAAAAUUUAAGGCCAAAGUAGUUGACUUUUACUUUGAAUUCCUGACAAUUCUCACUUUAAUAACUAACUCUGUCUAUCUUAAGUCCUCAUUAUAAAUGUGGCAGAGAUGGGAUUGUUUGCGGGAUCCAGAGAAAACUUCUUUUUUGACAAUCAACUCCUGGAUUGCUUAAUAUAAAGCCGGAGGGUGACACCCACUGGCGUACAUACCGUGGUCGCAGCUGUAUGCCAGUGUGGCCAGCCUCUUCUCCUGGGGGGCCCAGGAGCUGGCCACCUCAGGGUCCCCCGAGGCUGGCAGUGGCGUUACCGGUCGCGCGUGCGAGGGAGCAUUCUCCCCUGAGCGCUCUCUUCCCAGCUCCGUCGCGUGCACUGCACUGAUGCUGGAGCCGGAAUAUGACGUAAUUCCGGCUCCGGCAUCAGUAACCGGCGCGCAAGGACCAGCCGUCAGGCAGCCCCACUGGACCCCAGGGAAUACCCUCAGCACUCCCAAAGAAAGGGAGGCUGGGGGAUUAAAUUAAAAAAUCUAUAAAUAUAUAUAUAUAUAUAUAUAUAUAUAUAUGAGUGUGUGUGUGUAUAUGUGUGUUAGUGUGUGUGUGUUAAUUUUUGUCAGUGUGUGUUACUGAGUGUGUUAGUUUGUGUGUGUGUGUGUGUGUGUUACUGUGUGUGUGUGUGUCUCUGAGUGAGUUAGUUUUUGUGUGUGUGUCUGUUACUGAGUGUGUUAGUUGUGUGUGUCUGUUAUUGAGUGUGUGUCUGCUAGUGUGUCAGUGAGUGUGUUAGUUUUUGUGUGUGUGUUACUGUGUGUGUGUCUGUUACUGAGUGUGUUAGUUGUGUGUGUCUGUUAUUGAGUGUGAGUGUUAGUUUGUGUGUGUGUGUGUUACUGUGUGUGUUACUGUGUGUGAUAGUUUGUGUGUGUCUGUUAUUAAGUGUUUGUCUGCUAGUGAGGGUCAGUGUGUGUGUGUGUUAGUGUGUGUGUCAGUGAGUGUGCAUUCAAACCGCCCAUAGGAAAGCAUUACUCAGUGCUUUCCUAUGGACGUCCAGCGUCUUCUCACUGUGAUUUUCACAGUGAGAAUCGCCGAAGCGCCUCUAACAGCUGUCAGUAAGACAGCUACUAGAGGCUGGAUUAACCCUCAGUGAAACAUAACAGUUUCUCUGAAACUGCUAUGUUUUCAGCUGCAGGGUUAAAACUAGAGGGACCUGGCACCCAGACCACUUAAUUGAGCUGAAGUGAUCUGAGUGCCUAUAGUGAUCCUUUAAGUGUAGGUAUACAUACCGCAGACCAGGUGCCCGCCGCCAUGUGUUGCGGCCCCGGCCCACGCACAGUAACCGCGGGGGAGGGAGGGGCACGGAUCAUUUUUCGCACCGGGGCCCCAGGGAUCGUGUGUAUGCCACUGGUGACACCUAUCAAGCUCUAAAUCUUAUGUUGCUCAGAGUUUGGAAGCUACUUUAUUUCAUUGAAGCGGUCUUGUUGCAGUGUUCCUGUUCCUUUAACACUGUAAUGUAAAAACAUUGCUGCUUUAGAGAAACUGCAAUAAUAACAUUGGAAUGUUAAGACUGCCUCUAGUGGCUGUCUAGGUGCAUCCCGCAGUUUCACAGAGUUUGACCAAGUGAAACAAUGCUAGACAACCUCACACUUUGCAUGAGGAGACCAGCGUGUUGAAAAAUCCCAUAGGAACGCAUUUAGUCAAUGCUUACCUAUGGGAAAGAUGUAGUGUGCAAGCAGUGCUCGCCACACAUGCGCAUUAGGUUCCCCCAUCAGCUGACAUCGACGAAGAAGGAGCUUGACCUAGUGACAUUGGCGCUGGAAUCAGCUAAGUGUUUACAGGGCUAUUUAUUUAUCUGGGGAGGGGGGGGGGGAGCCAGGGCAGAGAGACACUAUGGCGUUACUAAUACAGCUUUGUAUUUGGAACACUAUAGUGUUCCUUUAAUUGCAUUCAGUGGCAUUUUCUACAUAAGGAUGCAGUUAUCCCUGUAAUGGUAUUAAACCCUGCCUGUCCUAUAUUUUGUAUUUCCCAGCAUGUAUAAUGAGGCACAUAUUGCUUGUAUAUUUGUUCAUACAUCAAACACUGUCACCUAGUGGUCAAUUGAUGUAAUUGAUUGUUCUCUCUCUUUGCUAAUCAUUUUUCUAUUACUUCCAUUCAACUCAGGAAAGGCUGCCACAUGUAUAAGAUUAUCUUUGAACAGAUAUUAGCCUGCCACUGGACCCCAGGGAAGCCACCCUCUUGUACUCAUAAAGUAGAAAACUGGAGGGUUGCUUUAAAAGUGUACAGUUUGCAUUUGUGUCAUUAUGUCUGUGUGACUGUCAGUAUGUCUGUUUGCUUGUGUGUCAGUAUGUCUGUGUCAGUAUGUCUGUCAGUGUGUGUUAUGUCUGUCAGUGUGUGUUUGUCUGUAUGUGUAUCAGUAUGUCUGUUAGUGUGCGUAUCAGUAUCUCUGUCAGUGUGUUUGUCAGUAUGUCAGUGUUUGUCAGUGUGUGUCAGUAUGUCUGUCAGUGUGUAUCUCGAUAUUCUCAGUAUGUGUGUAUGUGUUUGUGUGUGUGUAUAUCUGUGUAUAUGUAUUUAGUCAGUGUAACUAUGUUUCUCCAUGUAGUCUGUGUGUAUCUGUAUAUCUGCAUGUGUGCCAUUGUGUGUAUGUUCAUAUGUUUUAGCAUGUGUAUAUGUAUUUGCAUGUGUGUCAGGUUGUGUAUCUGCAUGUCUGCAUGUGUGUCAGUUUGUGUAUCUGCGUGUCUAUGUGUGUUUCAGUGUGUAUAUGCAUGUUAUCAUUGUAUGUAUUUGUGUAUCUAUAUGUUGUCAGUGUGUAUAUGUGUGUAUAUAUCUGUGUGUUUAUCUGUGUAUCUGCAUGUGUGUGCAUCUGUGUGCAGGGCCAGACUGGGAAAAAAAUUUGGCCUGGGCAUUUUUCAAUCACAGCAGCUCCCUAAAGGGGCGGGGCCAGAAAGGGUUUGUUUUGUCAUCACUAAUGACAAGCACACCCCCUCUCAAAGUGAGCAUGUUGGUUCAAUGCGCAGAGCCCUGCUGAAGAGCUCUAGUAUGAGAAAAAGGCCCUGUAUUUGUUCUGCGCAGCGCAAAUGUAAUUACAUGCCUGUGCUAUGUUUGCUUUUUACUUGUCUCUGGUGUCUCCACAAAGGGGAUACCAGGGGACAAAAGGGCCAGGAAAGCGUAUUGUGCAUGUGUUUGGAGCCUGCUUGUGGGUUGCGUAUGUGUAGUGAGCUGAUUGUGGUGUGGUAUUGUGUAAAUAGGGCGAUUUCAUUCGUGUUUGUGGUGUAAUAUGUGUGGCUAGGGGCUGCAGAGAGUGUGUGUAUAGGGGGCAUAGUGUGUAUAGGGGAUGUAGCAAGUGUUUGCAUAUGGGCUGCAGUGUGUAUGUGUAUAGGUGACGUAGUGUGUGCAGGGGUUGUAGAGGGUGUGUGUUUAGAGAAUGUGGUGUGUGUUUGCUUACAUGAAAUGUAGUGUGUGCAUAGGGGACCAGAGUUUGUAUGUCAGGAAUGUAGUGUGUGUAGGUGGUGCAGUGUGUGUGUAAGGGAUCUAGUGUAUAAAGGUCCCAAAGUGUGUAUCGGAGAUUGUGUGUGUGUGUAGGAUUCAGUGUACUCAGGGUAAGGGAUCUAGUGUGUAUCUAGAGUGUAAUGUGUGUAGUGGUGCAGUGUGAGGGGUGCUGAAGUGUGUAAAAAAAAAAAAAAAAAUAUAUAUAUAUAUAUAUAUAUUAUGUGUUUGGAUGUAUUUUAUGUGUGAGGGUGCAGUGUGUGUGUGAGGAGUGCAGUGUGUGUGUGUGUGUGUGUGUGUAAGAGGGGUGCUGUGUGUGUGUGUAAGGGUCUUCUUGUCUACUGUCACAUUCUAUGUUUCUAAUUUUUUUUGUCUGUUAACUCACUGAAGGUUAUUUUAUAUUUUAUACAUAUACGUGUGUGUGUGUGCUGUAUAUGUGUGAGAGUGUGUUGUGUGUGUGUGUGUGAGAGUGCUGUGUGUCUGAGUGUGCCAUCUGUGUGUGUGGGGGGCUGUGUGAGUGAGAGUGCUGUGUGUGUCUGAGUGUUCUGUCUGUGUGUGAGAGUGCUGUGUGUGUCUAAAGGGUGCUGUGUGAGUGAGGUUGCUGUGUGAGUCUGAGGGUACUGUCUGUGUGUGAGGGUGAUAUGUGUGAGGGUGAUGUGUGAGGGUGAUGUCUCAUACACAGCACCCUCAGAUACACACAGCACCCUCAGAUACACACAGCACCAUCACACAGACAGCACCAUCACACACAUUCGUGAGGGUGAUGUCUGUGGGUGAUGUGGUUGUGUGAUGGUGCUGUCUGUGUGAUGGUGCUGUGUGUAUCUGAGGGUGCUGUCUGUGUGAGGGUGCUGUCUGUGUGUGCUGUUAGUGUAAAUCUAUUUUUUAAAAUAUGUAUUCUUUUUUUAUUAAAAAAAAAAAAGUUAUAUCCCCUCCCUUUCUUACCCUUAGCCUGAGAGGGGGGAAGCCGUGUUGCCAUGGAGCAGGGUUCUGUGCUGCCUUCCCUGGUGGGCUAGAGUUCACUCUUGUGAGAUCUGAUCGUUGCAGUGGUAACCGUGGCAACGCUCAGACCUCGAGAGACGAACCCGCCUGAGCUGCUGGCUAGAGCAGCCCGGUUCCUCUCCUGCCUCCCUCCCCUCCCAGCCGGUGGCCACAUAUCAGUGCCUCUGGGCCAGUGAGGGAGAUCUUUGAUCUCCCCACCGGCCCACGAAGGCACACAGCAGGACUGGCACUCGGAUAGCGGCGGCUCUGCAUGGGCCGGCUGGGGAGAUCCUGUGAUCUCCCCUGCCGGCCUCUGCCCACGGCAAUCGCAGCCCACUGGGCAUUUGCCCGGUAUGCCCAAUGGCCAGUCCGGAUCUGUCUGUGUGUCUGAGUAUCCGCAUUCAAAACCCCAACACUACACACAAGUACACCCCUGCAUUCAAACCUCAACACUACAUAAAAAAACACUCCUGCAUUGAAACGUCAACACUACAUGCAAACACACCUCUGUGUUAAACACCAAAAUUAUAUAAAAACAUACCAAUGCAUUCAAAAACAAACACUACAAAUAAAGGUAUGCUUGCAUUCAAAUGCCAACACCACAUACAAACACACCUCUACAUUCACACAAACAGACUCCAUACAAAACAUGCUUGCAUUCAAACACACAAACACUGCUCGGUACUAAAUACAACUCUGUAAGCAUGGGAAAAUGGUAGAGCCCCAGCUGUCAAAGCAUUGUUGGAGCUGCACGACAUAUGGUGAUCUAUCUUUUGCCCACCAUUGUGAUUGGGGCCCCAAAUAAUUAUUGCACCAUAGCCCAGAGUGCCCUUUAAUAAUAUAAACCCACCCAGUAUAAUCAACUGUACCCUAACCUACACAGUGCACCUAACGUGUUGGAGCCUGUAAAGUUCCUUUAAUGAUAUGAACCCACCCGGUAUAACUAACUGUAACCUAACCUACACAGUGCAUCUAACAACUGUGGGAGCCUGGAGUGUCCCUUUAAUAAUAUAAACCCACCCAGUAUAACUGUAACCUAACCUACACAGUGCACCUAGCAUGUGUGGGAGCCUGGAGUGUCCCUUUAAUAAUAUAAAACCACCCAGUAUAACUAACUGUAACCUAACCUACACAAUGCACCUAACAUGUUUGGGAGCCUGGAGUGUCCCUUUAAUAAUAUAAACUCACCCAGUAUAACUGACUGUAACCUAACCUACACAGUGCACCUAGCAUGUGUGGGAGCCUGGAGUGUCCCUUUAAUAAUAUAAAACCACCCAGUAUAACUAACUGUAAUCUAACCUACACAAUGCAUCUAACAUGUGUGGGAGCCUGGAGUGUCCCUUUAAUAAUAUAAACCCACCCAGUAUAACUAACUGUAACCUAACCUACACAGUGCAUCUGUGUGUGUGAGCCUGGAGUGUUCCUUUAAUAAUAUAAACCCACCCAGUAUAACUAACUGUAACUGAACCUACACAGCGUACCCAAUGUGUGUGGGAUCCCAGCUUGUCCCUUUAAUAAUAUAAACCCACCCUGUAUAACUAACUGUAACCUAACCUGCACAGUGCACCUACCAUGUGUGGGAGCCUGGAGUAUACCUUUAAUAAUAUAAACCCACUCAGUAUAACUAAUUGUAACCUAACCUGCACAGUGCAUCUAACCUGUGCGGGAUCCCAGAUUGUCCCUUUAAUAAUAUAAACCCACCCAGUAUAGCUAACUGUAAUCUAACCUACACAGUGCAUCUAACGUGUGUGGGAGCCUAGGUAUCCCUUAAAUGUUUUAAAAACCCACCUAACAUAACUGUGACCUACUCUGUGCAGUGCACCUAACAGUGUGUCUUUAGAGCUGGUUUGAAAACUGUUUUUAUUGUAUUUUAACUUUUUAAUUUUGUUUCACAGAUCAACCAUUCUGAGAACAACAGGAAUCGGUACAGCGGCUGGCCAUCAGAAAUACAGAUUGAUGGCUGUAUCCCCAAAAACUAAACACCCCAGUUCUGCUCGGGUCCUCGAUUUUAUACCUACUUCAAUUACACGAAGAGAGGGAAAUCAAUGGAAUAAAACUAGACUGACAUCAUGAAUGAAAAUCUUCUGAUUUCAAAGGCUUUAACACUGCAAGAACCUAUUGCUCUUCAGCAAAAUAUUUACAAAAACUCAUUUUCCAUUGAAGAUGGUUAAGGAGAAAAACUAUUUUUAUUCUGUUGUUGGAGGAGCAUUACCUGAGUUUUGGUUGUAUAGCAUGCUGUAUACUGCAGGAGGUUUGAGGGUGAUAUUAUAUUCACUACUGACCAUUCCACAUUAUUUCUGCUAUUAAGUGCAAAUGUCUAGCAUGGUGCAAAAAUGGAAUACAUGAAUAAUGUUUGAUAUGUGCACGUGUACACUAAACUCACUUAUCGAAUGUUACACACAGAUUGAAGUAUUUUCUAUAUUGGCGCCCAUCCACUGCAAAUCCCUCAAUCCCAAAUACGUUAAAAUACUUUAGGUGAAACUUUGUAUCUGCUUCUAAAACUACGUGCUUUGAUUUUGGGCGAGAUGGGUGAUUUGAAAUGUUCAUUUGCUAAACUGGUUUCUUUUGUUUGGAAACUGACAUAGGUAGGCCCAACGCAAGAGUAACCCAUAGGAAAACCGGAACAGUGGGUUGUCUAAGCUUGGUCUGGGUCUGGUGGCAGGAUGAGUGCAGAUAUAGCCAGUUGUUGUCUGAAAACAGCAACACUACCCAACUCAUACAGCAGGGCUCUAGCAUUGGAGUUAAAUAAGUCUUGGGGAUUACUCUAUGCACCCGUUCCUCCUUAUUAUUUACCCCUGUCCCUUGUUAUCCUUCCCAAUACUGUCUCUUAGCACUGUUCCCAGCCCUCCCUCUCUAACUCUCCCUCUCUCUCUUCCCCCUCUCCCUCCUCCUCUCUCAUAUUCUGUUAGUCAGUCAAAAUAUCUGUAUUGCUGAGACGAGUGCAGGUUUAUUUACUAAAGUGAGAAUUCAAAGUGAAUUUUUCACCUUUAAGGUCAAAAAAGCUGAACUGGAAAAACAUUAUCGAAGUUAACUAUGCUUUCACUUUGGCUAGUCUGGCCUUAAAUUUGAAAUUCACUUUGAAUUAAUUUAUUUUGAUGAUGAGAGAGGCUGACAGCACAAGCUUUUUGUGAUGUUACAUUCAGAUAAUAUAAACAUGAAUAUUCCUUUGGUCCAACAGAAAAUUCCAGAGCAUUCGUAUGUGGCAUAUCUUAAUAUGAUCUGUGGCAUGCAGUCAAAUACACAGAGAUACCGUAGAUUAAUUAAAAUAAUGUAUAUAUUAUAUCUCUAUCUGCCCUGUGACUUCAAAAAUUAUAGAUGGGCUUCACCGCUUUUUGUAAAUACAAAUGGGGGUAUGGACAGCUAUUUGUGCAUAUUGGAAAUAAAUAUAACCGCAAACUUCAUAUGUGUGUUAU